This is a messenger RNA of Heteronotia binoei (common prickly gecko), 2718 nucleotides long. It is a transcript of the gene GXYLT1, whose product is annotated as glucoside xylosyltransferase 1. The coding region runs from base 134 to 1462 and encodes 442 amino acids. Gene Ontology annotation, biological process: protein O-linked glycosylation via N-acetylgalactosamine. The record is from RefSeq and is a predicted model, not a curated record. Gene Ontology annotation, molecular function: UDP-xylosyltransferase activity. The transcript is spliced from 8 exons. Lineage: Eukaryota; Metazoa; Chordata; Lepidosauria; Squamata; Gekkonidae.
CUUCCUGCCUUUCCUCAGCUCGGCCGCCACCGACACGUCGUGCUAGGGCCCAGCGCACGCUGCGGACGCCGCCGGCAUUUCUGCUCCCGGUUGGGCCCCGGCUGCAGCCUGCUGCUGCCGGGGCCGCGGGAGGAUGCGGCGCCUGGUGCGAGUGGCGCUGCUUUGCUUGGGCUGCGGCUUGUGCUCGUUGCUCUACGCUUUCAGCCAGUUGACUUUGUCGCUGGAGCAGGAGGUGCCGCGGCGGCGAGGAGACCCUACUUUUCCAGUCGGGAGGCAGCUGAGUGGUGGAGGCGGCUGGAGGGCAGUGGCGGGAAGCGCAGGCCGCAGAGCCCGGCGAUUGCUGUUGCCGUCGGAAAGGUGUAAGAAUGUGUCUGUAUCUUACUGGAAUUCCUAUUGGAUGCUGCCCUCUGAUGUUUGUGGAAGGAACUGCUUUUGGGAAGCUGCUCGUAGAUUUGAUUCUGUGAAUUCUCUGUCUUCUGAGAAGAUGCACUUGGCAGUGGUAGCCUGUGGCGAAAGACUGGAGGAGACAGUUACUAUGUUGAAAUCAGCCAUUAUUUUCAGCAUCAAGCAUCUACAGUUUCAUAUAUUUGCAGAGGACCCUCUACAUAGAGACUUCCAAGCAAUGCUUGACGGUUUGGCAUAUCAAGGAAAAUUUAAUUAUACUUUGUAUCCCAUCUCAUUUCCAACUGAAAAUGCAGCAGAAUGGAAGAAACUAUUCAAGCCCUGUGCUUCCCAAAGACUUUUCUUGCCUUUAAUUCUCAAAGAUGUGGACUCUCUAUUGUAUGCCGAUACGGACAUAUUGUUCUUAAGACCUGUUGAUGAUAUUUGGUCUUUUUUGAAAAAGUUUAAUUCUUCUCAAAUUGCUGCAAUGGCACCAGAGCAUGAAGAGCCUCGUAUUGGAUGGUAUAAUCGCUUUGCUAGGCAUCCGUAUUAUGGAAGAACUGGAAUAAAUUCUGGAGUGAUGUUAAUGAAUAUGACCCGUAUAAGAAGAAAAUAUUUCAAGAAUGAUAUGACGACCGCACGGUUACGUUGGGAAGAAAUUCUUAUGCCGCUGCUAAAAAAAUACAAGUUGAAUAUAACAUGGGGUGAUCAGGAUCUUCUGAACAUCAUGUUUUUUCAUAAUCCAGAAAGCCUAUUUGUAUUUUCUUGCCAAUGGAACUAUCGUCCUGACCACUGCAUUUAUGGAAGCAAUUGUCAGCAAGCUGAAAAAGAAGGAAUAUUUAUCCUUCAUGGAAACAGAGGUGUUUAUCAUGAUGACAAACAACCAGCUUUUCGAGCUGUGUAUGAAGCAAUAAAAUACUAUUCAUUUGGUGAUGACCUGGUACAUUCCUUGCUGCUACCCCUUGAACUGGAGCUACAAAAGACACAGCACACUUACUGUGGAAGAAUAUAUAAAGUGUUCAUAAAGCAGCUAACAAAAAGCAUAAGGGACAUUUAUGAUAGAAAAUCUAAGGGAAGAUGAUCAUUAUAGGCUCUCCGAACUACUUAAUUAAACAACAAAGAUGUGGGAGAGUACCUGAUGCCUGAAGGAUAUUCAUGCAAGAAAUAGAAUAAUGCUCUAAUCAUUUCUUAGUCAUGUGCCCUUAUGGACAAAAUGAAGAUGCGGUGCAAGCUGAAGAAUUCUCUGCAGGGGAAAAAACUGCAGAGAAUGUUGAAAGCUCAGUUACUACAGAUUCUCACCACAGUGAAUAAAUCACUCAGUUUUGUAUUCAGGUUGUUCUACAUAACUCACUUUGUUUGUAAACCUCAAAUGGAUAAGAUAACAUGAAGGUCUUUGCACUUCAGGUAUGACUUUUCACCUUAGCCAUACCUAGGCUUUUUUUCUGGAAAAAGAGGUGUUGGAACUCUUAAGAGGGAAAUGAAGGAGAAACACACAGGAGCCCCUCAUGAACUUUUAAACAUUUUUUUGAGAAUUUUGUUUCCACAAAGCUCGGUUCUACCACGUUUCCCCCGAAAAAAAGCUCUGCCUAGUCUAAAAAUCUGCUAAACUGUGAAUGUAGCAAUAAUGGGGACAGCACUAACCUCACUUUAAAAAUGUGAGAAGAAAUUGUUUACAAAUCUCAGAAGUUAUUCUGUUUUUUAAAGAAAUGUGAUUUAAGUGUAGACAAUCUAUAUGUGCCUUUUUGUGUUUUAUAAUUUAAAGUAUUUGACAAUCAUUUUAUAUAUGUAACCUGCACAGUUAUAUCCAGGACUUCCACAUUAAAUAAGAAUAAUUAGUGGAAAUAAAUCUAUCCCCACCAUAGUUUAUGUAACACUGCCAUGAACAGGAUGAUGGGAAUUCAAAAAGUUACAUGAGUGUGCUCAAGAAGUGUUGUGCAGAGGUUAUUACUAUUUUUUCUUUGAACUGCAGGUUUCCUUGGCUUUAAUAUUCUGUCAUUUAGCAAAGCAAAUUUUCAUGCAAUUUAGGAAAACAAAUUAGAACCACAUAAGCUAUUGGUUGGUCCUUUGGUCUUGUCCAUAUCUUAACAUGAUUGAGUCAUAAUGCCAAAAUGCUCUUGCUGGAUUUUUUAAAACUGAGGUAAAAUGUGAUAUGCAUACUUCUCAGUAUAGUUUUUGUUAAAUUAUUUGUGUGUGAUGUUUAGCCAUUCUGGAAAACAUGAACUGUACCAUUACUGAUGAUGGAUAGAUAUCUGAAUCCUUAUAGUGAUAAUUUAGUGCAUUCUUAUUCAUCACAAUCAGUAUGAUAUAGGUUUAAGUAUUAAAUGGAUUAUUCUGUCA